ACAAGGCACCAACCCCUCCCCAUCUUCAAAUAAUUCCUAAAGCUCUCUUUCUUCCUUGACACACACACACACACAAUGGCUUCGACAGCUUUGUCACAAUCUCUCUUCUCCAUUCUCAGUUCUCACAGAAACCUUGAGAAUGGCUCACUUCCUCUGAAAAGAUCAAUGCUCAAACAAUCCCUUGUUGUCUCAAAAUCACAUUCCUUGAAAACCCAUUUCAAGAAUAGCUUCAUCACCAACUGUGCCUCUCCUGAAAAUGAUGCAACUUCCAAAUCUGAAACCCCAAUUGAAUUGAGGUACCCAGCAUUUCCUACUGUGAUGGAUAUCAAUCAGAUUCGUGAGAUUUUACCCCAUCGUUUUCCAUUUCUACUAGUGGAUAGAGUGAUUGAAUACAAUCCGGGAGUGUCAGCUGUGGCUAUAAAGAAUGUGACAAUUAAUGAUAACUUUUUUCCUGGUCAUUUCCCUGAGAGGCCAAUCAUGCCUGGUGUCCUCAUGGUUGAGGCAAUGGCACAAGUUGGCGGCAUAGUUAUGUUGCAACCUGAAGUGGGAGGCUCCCGGGAGAAUUUCUUUUUCGCUGGAGUAGACAAAGUGAGGUUCAGGAAGCCAGUGGUGGCUGGAGAUACUUUGGUAAUGAGAAUGACACUGAUCAAGCUGCAAAAACGUUUUGGAAUAGCGAAAAUGGAAGGCAAGGCAUAUGUAGGAGAGGAUGUGGUUUGUGAGGGUGAGUUCUUGAUGGCUAUGGGCAGUUAAUUCUCUGCUGCUAUUAGUAGUUUGAAUUUCUUGAACUUUGAUUAGUUUUCCAUCUUUUCCCUCCCAAAUCUAAUAGAUUCCUUUUCAUAUGAGGCUUUUGGUGUCUUUUCUUUCCAAAUUAAACUAUAAAUUGUAUACAUUUAGUAUUGAAUGCCAGUUUUCUGUAUCUGAGUGUAGAAAAUACUAA
Molecule: messenger RNA, 937 nt
Organism: Nicotiana attenuata
Lineage: Eukaryota; Viridiplantae; Streptophyta; Magnoliopsida; Solanales; Solanaceae
Product: 3-hydroxyacyl-[acyl-carrier-protein] dehydratase FabZ-like
Exons: 4
Coding region: 76-750 (224 amino acids)
Biological process (GO): fatty acid biosynthetic process
Molecular function (GO): hydro-lyase activity
Source: RefSeq, a predicted model, not a curated record